This is a messenger RNA of Sycon ciliatum, 3990 nucleotides long. RefSeq lists its product as uncharacterized. Gene Ontology annotation, biological process: DNA integration. Gene Ontology annotation, molecular function: nucleic acid binding; zinc ion binding. Bases 1 to 3990 code for a protein of 1329 amino acids. Lineage: Eukaryota; Metazoa; Porifera; Calcarea; Leucosolenida; Sycettidae. The transcript has a single exon. The record is from RefSeq and is a predicted model, not a curated record.
AUGUCGCGAUCGAAGCUUGAAAUAUUUGAAAAAGGUGAUUUUCGGGAGUAUGUAGAGAGACUCACGUUUUAUUUUAUCGCCAACAGUAUUGGACAAGUCGCAGCUGGGGCAACCGCGGACCAGGAGAGAGCGGCGGACACGCAAAAGGCAGCUGUCCUGAUCAGUCAACUCUCUGCUGAGAACUACUCGAUUCUGAAGAGUCUUUGCCUGCCGGACAAACCAGCGCAGAAAACGUUUGAGGAACUCGGAGAAUUGCUUUCAGAGCACUUCAAGCCUAAUGUCAGUGUGUUGGCGGCGACUCAUAGAUUCCAGAGGAUUUGUCAAAAGGAUGGAGAGUCAGCAACACAGUAUGCAGCUAGACUAAAGCAAGCAGCCAUGGACUGUAAGUUUCAGGCGUAUUUGGACAGGGCACUCCGAGACCAGUUUGUCAGUGGGUUGAAGUCGAUGAGUGUUACGAAGGAGAUAUUGUCGAAAGCAAAGGAGACCUCAAGUUUGGCGGACAUUGUGACGAUGGCAUCAGCCUAUGAAACUGCAUCGAGAGAGUCGGAACAAUUGACGGCGCAGUCCGUCCACGCCGUUCGUUCGCGCCAUUCGACGAGCAAGCCAACUCCAACUUUCAAGUCGCACGACAAGAAAUGUUUUCGGUGUGACAAGGCUGGUCACAAACCGGAAGAGUGCCGCUUCAAGAGUGUGAAGUGUCACGCGUGUGGUACGGUGGGUCACAUCGAGAGAGCUUGCCGCAAGAAGAAGUCUGGACAAACCGUCCAUCACAUCGCGGAAGAAAUUGGUGAGUUCGUUCCAUGUGCUAGUAAACCCGAUGUCACCAUGUAUAGUGUAAAUGCAAUGGGGCGACUACCGUACACUGUGUCAUUAGAUGUAAUGGGUACCACUAUCCAAAUGGAGAUUGAUACAGGAAGUGCUGUCACGAUUCUCAGCAGCGCAGAUUUCUUGCAAUGCAAUGGUGUGCUGAGUAACCUGAUGGAAUCCAGUAUCAACCUUGUGUCCUACUCUGGAGAUGUGAUUAAUUGUCUCGGGGAAGCGGAAAUGGAGUUCCGAAUGGGCACACAAUUGCACACACUAUUGGUGAGGGUUACAAAUGGAAACCGUCCAUCUAUUCUGGGCAGAGAUGCAAUGGCUUUGUUCAAACUCCCCUGGAAAUCAAUUUUCGAAGUGCACCAGGUCGAAAAGUCUGGCGCUAAAUUCAUUGAGAAAUACCCAGGGUUGUUCGACACCUCAGAAGUGGGAAAGGUGAAAGGCGUGCAGGUGAAAUUGCAUGUGUCUGAUGAGAGCCCUGUUUACCGAAAGGCAAGGCCGGUACCACUGUCAAUUCGGGAGAGCUAUGUUGAGGCUCUGAAUAAAUUGGAAGCAGAUGGUAUAAUCGAGAAAGUCACGCAUUCAGAAUGGGCCUCCCCUACUGUCACGGUAGAGAAAUCAGGAGGUGGGUUGAGAAUCUGUGGUGACUACAGUGGCACUAUCAAUCUGCAUUCUAAAUGCGAGCAAUACCCGCUACCCACUCUUGAGGAGCUAUUGCACAAAUUGGGCCCGGGGUCUAAAUUCACGAAGCUGGAUUUGUCGCAAGCCUACCACCAGCUAGAGAUAGCACCUGAAUGUCGGAAGUACACCACGAUCAAUACCAUGCAGGGGUUGUAUCAGUACAAACGACUCCCUUUUGGUUUUCACAGCGCCGUAUCUAUUUUCCAACGGGUAAUGGAAGAAACCCUUAGCGAUUUGCCAGGAUGCGGGGGCUACAUCGACGAUGUGUUGUGUACUGGUCGUGAUGAGGAGAUCCAUGAGAAAAAUGUGGAUCAAGUGCUAUCUUGCCUAAAUGAGAAAGGAUUCAAGCUCAAUCCUAAGAAGUUCAGCUACAUGGCGGAUAAGCUAACGUACCUCGGUCAUCAGGUAACCGCGCAGGGAAUCGCACCCUCGCCUGAUCGAGUGAAUGCCUUGAAAGUCGCAAAGCCGCCUAACAACGUGAAUGAAUUGUACUCUUUUCUGGGUGCGGCCAAUUCUCAACGGAAAUUUGUACCUCGGUUCGCAGAGAUUGCUGCACCACUGUACAACCUGCUCAGGAAAGAAAUGAAAUGGCAAUGGAGCAAGGCAGAGGAAGAUGCAUUCCAGGCCUUGAAAGAUGCAAUGUGUGAGCAUACGCUAUUAGCACACUACGAUGUCAAGAAGCCAGUCACACUCCAGGUGGACGCUUCUCCAAUGGGUCUAGGUGCCGUACUAUUGCAAAGGCAAAAGAAUGGUGAUGUUUUGCCGGUUGCUUACGUGUCAAGGAAAUUGACACCGGCUGAAUCGCGUUAUGCACAAAUCGAACGGGAAGCCGUAGCUGUGGUUUUCGGUGUUACGAAGUUCCAGAAAUACUUGCUAGGGCGCCACUUCACGCUUCAAACCGACCAUCAACCACUAUUGAAGUUACUGGGAAACAACGAACCAGUUCCUACACUUGCAUCAGCUCGCAUCAAGAAAUGGGCACUAAUGCUAGCUGGCUAUGAUUAUGAGAUCAAGUAUUUGCCAGGCAAGGAAAAUGUCUACGCGGAUUUCCUGUCUAGGCAACCAUGUGAGAAUAUCAGUCCGUCUGCAGAGGAAAUGGUUACGGUUCGUGUCUUGCUAGUGGAGGAAGAUACGAUAAUCAAAGCAGACGUAGUGAAAUCGGAAACAGCUCGUGACCCUGAGCUAUCUAAGGUGCUCUACUAUGUAGUGAAUGGUUGGCCUAGCUCAGUACCCCAAUCGUUUCGGUCUUACCACAAUAAGAGGGAUGAGCUGUCUGCGGAAGAUGGUAUCCUAUUGUGGGGACAACGAGUUGUCAUACCCAAAUCACUAAGAAUGGUAUUGCUACGUGAUUUGCACACGGAGCACUUUGGCAUGGUCAAAACCAAGCAAAUGGCACGACGGUACUUAUGGUGGCCAAAUGUGGAUCAAGAGAUUGAAAUGUUAGUCAAGGCAUGUGCUCAAUGCCAAGAAAGUGCGAAAUGUCCACCUGCCAAGUCGGGAACCUGGUCAUGGCCAAACGGUCCAUGGAAACGGGUGCAUAUCGACUUUGCAGGACCAUUCAUGGGCAAGAUGUUCCUGGUUGUGGUGGAUGCAUACACAAAGUAUCUGGAUGUAAUUGCAAUGUCUAAUGCCACGUCUGCAACCACUAUUGCGGCUCUGCGGCACGUGUUCUCUGUGUUUGGUCUGCCGGAGCAUCUUGUUUCAGAUAAUGGAACCCAAUUCACGAGCGAGGAAUUCAAGGCUUUCCUCCGUGCCAACGACAUUGUGCACACCCUGACGGCUCCAGGCCAUCCGGCUACGAAUGGACUUGCUGAGCGCUAUGUGGGUGUGUUUAAGCAGAAGUUGAAGGAAAUGGGUGCAACGAGCGAACCGCUGCAAGCUCGGCUCGACAGGUUUCUGCUAACGUACCGCACGACACCCAACCAUGCCGGCAGAACACCUGCGGAGAUGAUGUUUGGACGCCAGCCACGCACGCGGCUCAGUGCUCUGCGUCCCUCGCAGGUACGUCAACAAGCAAAGGCUUAUGAGGACGGCAAUCGCGUCAAGCCAGCGUUCACAGAGAGUGACUCUGUGUUUGCGCUGAAUUUCGGCAAAGGUAAUCGUUGGGUCCCGGGACGAAUUGUGCGUGUCCUCAGUGACUACAACUAUGAAGUACAAGUGGGUGAUGUGUUGUGGAAGCGUCACCGAGAUCAGUUGCGUCUACGGUCAGUUCCGGCAAGCUUGAGUGCAUCGCUGCCAGAACCACUGUUGGAUAUAAUCGAUCAGACGUCACCGUCACCAGUGCUGUCAGACGUAGGAGAGUCGUCACGGGCCAGUGAUUUUCCGGCUAGCGUCUCGCCACAGUCUGCUACUGUACAAGUUGAGGCGGAUCCUCCUUGUGAGCAGUCGGCUCCUGAAGUUGGUUUACCACAGGUCGAGAAUACUCCCUGUGAAACCACUGUUAGACGUUCGUCUCGGCGUAGUGUUCGUCCGGAUAGACUGAUUGAACAGUUUUGA